GAGCUCGAGCCACAGAAGCAACAACAGUCCGGAGGUACGCUGUGGUCCGCCUGUCCCUUUAACUCACUAAAACAAACACAGUCUGAGUAAAACAGCAGCCAUGAAACAGCACAGGAGUUUUGUCGUGUGGCUGCAACUUUUCUCAGCUUGUCUGGUGUUCGGGGUGAACGGUGAUUACUGUAAAAUAAACGUGUGCAGUAAUGGUGGAACCUGUGUGACCGGGGCAGGAGCUCCGUUCAUCUGCAUCUGCACUGACGGCUUCUCUGGAGACACCUGCAAUGAGACUGAGACUGGGCCCUGCCACCCCAACCCGUGCAAGAAUGAGGGCACCUGCGAGUUGACGGGCCAAACGCGCCGUGGGGACGUCUUCAGCGAGUACGUCUGCCAGUGCCCAGCAGGUUUUGACGGAGUCCACUGCCAGAACAGUGUCGAAGGGGCAGAUUUAAGUUCGAGAAAAGAUGUGAACGACUGCGCCGCCCAGCCAUGCAAGAACGGAGGCAUCUGCAGGGACCUGGAGGGAGAUUUCAAAUGCCACUGCCCGUCCCCUUAUGUGGGCAAACAAUGCCACCUGCGCUGCAUCUCUCUGCUAGGCAUGGAGGGAGGGGGCAUCGCCGAGUCCCAGAUCUCCGCCUCUUCAGUGCGCUACACCAUGCUGGGCCUGCAGCGCUGGGGGCCCGAGCUCGCCCGCCUUCACAACAAGGGGAUCGUUAAUGCCUGGAGCGCCGCCGCACACGACAAGAACCCGUGGAUCCAGAUCAACAUGCAAAGAAAGAUGCGCUUCACAGGUAUCGUGAUGCAGGGCGCAAGUCGCAUGGGUACCGCCGAGUUCAUCAAGUCCUUCAAGGUGGCCUCCAGUCUGGACGGCAAGACGUACACCAUGUACAGGACCGACGGACAGAGGAAGGACAAUAUAUUUGUGGGAAACGUGGACAACGACGGCACCAAGACCAACCUGUUCGACCCCCCGAUCAUCGCCCAGUACAUCCGCAUCAUCCCUGUGGUCUGUCGCAAGUCCUGCACAAUGCGCAUGGAGCUGGUGGGCUGUGAACUCAACGUCUAUUCAAACACUGUAGGUUGCUCUGAGCCGAUGGGCAUGAAGUCCCGCUUGGUGACCGACCGCCAGAUCACGUCGUCCAGCACCUUCCGCACCUGGGGCAUCGAGGCUUUCACCUGGCACCCCCGCUACGCCCGUCUGGACAAACAGGGAAAGACUAACGCCUGGACCGCCGCCACCAACAACCAAUCAGAGUGGCUGCAGGUUGAUCUGGGGUCCACCAAGAAGGUGACAGGAGUCAUCACUCAGGGUGCCAAAGACUUUGGCUCCAUCCAGUUUGUCACAGCCUUCAAAGUGGCUCACAGUAAUGAGGGGCGAUCCUGGACCAUCGUGAAGGACGAGACUACAAAAACAGACAGGAUCUUCCCUGGCAACAGCGACAACAACGUGCACAAAAAGAACAUCUUCGAGCCCUCGUUCUACGCCCGGUACGUCCGCAUCCUGCCGUGGGACUGGCACGAGCGCAUCACCCUGCGGAUGGAGCUCCUGGGCUGUGACGAGUAGCACCGCACUGGUCCGACCUCCCCCCUCCUCCUCUUCCUUUUCUCUACCUCCUCCCCGCUUCCCUCUUCCUCCUCUUUCCUCCCUUCCUUCUCCCUCCUGAGCCACACCUGCACUGCCUUGCUCUCAGCCCUAGGGGGCAGCAGACACCAGAGUAGCACAGCACCACCUGACCAUGGCUGGUUUGAGGUGGGAGGUGUUACCCUUAGCCACUGUUACCAGGGUCCAGUUUACAGUCCCCUUUGUUUCCUGGAGGGAUCACUCUUCUUUCCACCUGAACCAAAUCUGUGAUCAUUCCAAGAAACAAACAUCUGUUUUGUUUGUCUCUGAGCAGAGCUGAGGUCAGAUCAAACAAAGAUUGCCACUCCCUCCUCCCUGUGUCUGAGGUCAGGGGUAACAGGGCUGCUGCUGUAUCCGCUGGUGCUGCCUACACUCUGAUCCUAGAUCAGCUCUACCUGGAACAUUAAAACCUCUGAGACCCACAGCUGGUGAUGUACAUACGCUCCCCCCCGGCAGCUUGCUCCCGUCCGAUAACCCAACACUUCCCUUCUCAACACACAAUAUCAAUUAUCUUCAGAGGAUACUCUUAUGGCUAAUUUGGCUAAACAAAGAAGUGAAUCUACACAAAAAAAAAGAUUAUAUCUCGGCCAGAAACCUUUAAUAUCUAGUUAGUAUUUGGUUGCUUUAGGUUGGAUAAACUCACAAGCAAUUCCGAAUAGUUUGUAACCAAUUUACCAGUACAUUUGCUAUAUUUUUGCGCAAUAAUAAGAGACUCAAAAUCUCAACGUGUUUCUGUAUUUCUACUGUUUCAUUGCAGAGAUUUAGAAAAUGAGUUUCCAGUGAUUCAGAGGGUUAACGUAAGUAAAGGAUUUACUCCAAAUCCAGAACAGAAAAGCAAAUAUCCUCCUAUGUACACACAUCUCAUUGGAACUAAACGUGUGUACAACUGCAUAUUAAAGCGUUUUCUAAAUAAUGCAUCAGGGUGAAGUCAUCAGCGUAUCCUGUGCCAACUGAACCUCAGAUUUUUUGUAUUUGUGUAGAACGAAAUAGUUUAUGGUGAACUGACGCAGACACACACACACUCAGAGCAAAAGAUUAAUCAAACGCAUUAAAGCCAUUGAACCAUCAAUGUCAGUCAGUUAAACAACAGCUUUAUGAGCCAGAGGAGACGCCCUCUUUGACAGACAGGAUGUUAUAAACAAAAGAGUUUGAGAUCACUGUUGACUGAAACACUUUAUUGCUCUUGAGGAAUGAACAUUAGCCGUUGAGGGAGAUUUCACACGUGCUGUACGACAUCUUACAGAAGAUCUUUAGAAGUCUUAUUCAUUCACAUCAUAAUUGUUUUCAUGACGCUAUUGCAGCCUCCAUUUGUCAUCCGCUGCGACAGCACAUGUGUAUCAGAUUUCAUGAGGUGGUUUAUUUAAAAAACAAACAAAAAAAGCCACGUUUAAAAAAAAAUGAAAGCCGGCUGUUGAGGCUUCAGAUCUUGACACUUCCACUGCAAAUCCAUUUGACAUGAACAGAUUUUUAGAAUGACAAGAAAGACAGUAUUAAAUCAAAGAUCAUUUCAGUGUUUGUUGUUAAGCGGUUGGCAUUGGAAGAGAUGGAUGCUGGUGCAGAGGCUGCAGAUUCAAAGAUAAUGGUGGGUGUUUUCGUCUCAGGUCAAAGCAGAUCUGCUCCUAUUGUACAGUAAAUGCUACUGAAACCUAUUCACACAUACACACAGACACAAACACACACACACGUACUGCUUUGCUUCAAGUUGUGUUCACCGUUUUUUUUAUGGCACUUUGAUGUUUGUGUUUUGACAUUUGUAAUAUCCGAAAAAAUAGUUAUUCUUGAAGAACAAGCAGUAAACAUUCAUUAUUAAAAGCAAAAGAAGAAAAAAAUAUACUCGCAGUUCAGUUUGUUUGUUUGACAUUAAACUGCGCUUUUGUAAAUAUAUGACCUGCAUAUACGCAGUACCGUUGUACUGAGAUCUGUCCAUGUGAGUAGACGUUAUUGUUCGAUGCAGACCAUUUACAUUCUGCCUCCAGUGGAAAGCUGAGGCCCCGCUGAUAAGACAGUACGAGAGAAACCAAAUUAAAACUGAUUUUUUACGGUUCCACCGGACAUGUGACAGGAACCGCCAUAUGAUAUCAUACACCCCCCCCCCCCCCCUGCCACAGUAUUGUAAAACCUUUCCACCCGAAUGAAUUAUGAAUAAUGGGCUUGUGCAAUAUUAUACUGUGUUAGUUUUGAUAACAAUGAAUAUUAAUUCAAGACCCUUUAAAAAAUGCAUGAGGGGAUAGCGGUGCCACUGAGAGGGCGAGGACGGAUGCUGGUGUCAAACACUGUACAAUAUUUAUUAUUGUUGCAGACGGUUCCACGACAGUCACCCUGUUACCCACGUCUGCAUGCAUCUUAUUGACUCGUGUUACAACCGAUCUUUGAAUUUAUUGGUGACUUAGCUUCAUUUUCUUCUCGGUGUUCAUCAACAUCAAAGUAUUGUAGAUAUUGUUUCCCAGGUGUUCAGGUUUCAUAUUAUUGAUCAGAAAAAUGUAUGUGUUUAUGGUAUUAUGAGUUCUCUUAUGCUAUAAUGACUGUUGACCUCAUAGAAGUUUAACAGGAUUUAAAGCUUGUUCUUUUUUUUAUUCCAGUGUUUGGAUUCCUUUAUGUUUGGCCUUUGUAUCUUAAAAUAAAGAAUAAAUAAAGAAUUUAAAACGAGA
Messenger RNA from Eleginops maclovinus (Patagonian blennie), 4263 nucleotides. It is a transcript of the gene mfge8b, whose product is annotated as milk fat globule EGF and factor V/VIII domain containing b. Gene Ontology annotation, cellular component: plasma membrane. The record is from RefSeq and is a predicted model, not a curated record. Bases 101 to 1558 code for a protein of 485 amino acids. Lineage: Eukaryota; Metazoa; Chordata; Actinopteri; Perciformes; Eleginopidae. Gene Ontology annotation, molecular function: signaling receptor activity; calcium ion binding. The transcript has 11 exons.